Molecule: messenger RNA, 1296 nt
Organism: Symbiodinium natans
Lineage: Eukaryota; Dinophyceae; Suessiales; Symbiodiniaceae
Source: the annotation of a GenBank genome assembly
AUGGUAAAGAAGGCUUGCGCUCAAGCGAAUUACAAGCUGGGAUUGCUGGACAUGGCGAAGAAGGAGGCAAUCUGCCGCGCGUGUCAGGAGCUGAUCGACCCCUUUGACACCGAGCUCGGGGACAACAAAGGGACAGAGAUGCGAGAAAACUUUCUUGUGGACAUGAUUCAAGGUGGAGCCGGAACGUCCACCAAUAUGAACGCCAACGAGGUCAUUGCCAACAGAGCCCUGGAGUUGCUCGGGAAGGAGCGUGGCCAAUACGAGUUCUGCAGUCCAAACGACGAUGUCAACAAAGGCCAGUCCACCAACGACUCGUACCCCACUUCCGCGAAGCUCGCUUGUAUUCUGAUGCAUUCGGAACUGUUGACUGCCAUCAAGAACCUGAGCAAAGCAUUCUUUGACAAGGCCCGAGAAUUCUCCGACGUCGUGAAGAUGGGCCGGACGCAGCUCCAAGAUGCGGUCCCCAUGACUUUGGGACAGGAGUUUCAGGCCUACGGGAACAGUGUGGCCAGCGAUAUCGAGGCGUUGAGCAACGCUACGAAUCGGUUUUGUACCUCCAAUCUUGGCGGCACGGCCAUCGGCACGGGGAUCGCUGCAGACCCGCACUUUUCGCAGAUCGCCGUCCAGGAGCUGCGGACGGUCACCGGCUUUCCCAUGGUUCUGGCGGAUGAUCUUAUCGAAGCUUCGAGCAGCGUAGGUGACAUGAUCUACUUCUCUGGCAUGUUGCGUCGCAUCGCCGCCAAGGUUUCCAAGAUUUGCAACGACCUCCGGCUGUUGUCUUCAGGCCCGCGCUGUGGACUGGCAGAGAUCAAUCUGCCACCGAAGGCCCCAGGUUCCUCGAUCAUGCCGGGAAAGGUCAACCCCGUCAUUCCGGAGGUGAUGAACAUGUGUGCCUUCGAGGCCAUCGGCAACGACGUGACCGUGGCAUUUGGAGCAGAGGCUGGUCAGCUCGAGCUGAAUGUCAUGGAGCCAGUCAUCAUAUACAAGCUCUUCAGUACGCUGAGGGUGCUUGGGCGAGGCAUCAACACUCUCCGAAGCCACUGCAUCGAGGGGAUCACUGCCAACAAAGAGCACUGCAAGGACAUGGUCUAUAACAGUGUUGGGGUCGUCACGGCCCUGCUCCCGCACAUUGGCUACAAGAAGUGCACGGAAGCAGCCGCCAUGGCUGUGAAGGACAAGCGCCCAGUCGCGGACAUCAUUGUGGAGCUCGGUUUCUUGAAGCGUGAGGAAGUUGAACAGCUGCUACAGCCUGAGUCCAUGUGUGGACCUACCGCGAAGAAGUCUCGGACACAAUGA